Lineus longissimus is the source of this 6009-nucleotide messenger RNA. RefSeq lists its product as uncharacterized. The transcript has a single exon. Gene Ontology annotation, biological process: DNA integration. The record is from RefSeq and is a predicted model, not a curated record. Gene Ontology annotation, molecular function: nucleic acid binding. The coding region runs from base 1 to 6009 and encodes 2002 amino acids. NCBI's taxonomy places the organism in Eukaryota, Metazoa, Nemertea, Pilidiophora, Heteronemertea, Lineidae.
AUGGCAGAUUCAGAAAUGAAACUGUUGAAGAAGCAACGUAGUGUUGCUAAGGGACUUGUGACGAGGACUCUUAAGGGUGUUGAAAGCAUUAGGUUGGAUGUAGAACACUUACCUCAGGUGAUGGAAAUAAGUGAGAAAGUAGGCAAGUAUUUUGAUCAGUUCUUGGCAUGUCAUAAUAGGUAUCAUUCUGCUUUAGUAGACCUUGAUGAAAUAAGGAAAUCCAACGAGUAUUGUGACAGGGUUAUUUGCCUCAUGCGCGCAUUCAGGGCUGACAUUUCUGCUUGGGUUGAUUAUGCUGAACAAAUGGCAAUUGAUGCAACUCGGUCAGAAUCUGUAGUCAGUGUCCAACCUCAGGAUUCAGUUUCGAAUGUAGGGUCUGAUAGGUCUGCCAAGAGCAUGAAAAGUGGUUCUAGUAAGACUAGAAGUUCCACCAGCAGCAGGUUAUCGUACGCCCUUAUGGAAGCUGCCACCUCCAGAGCCAUGUAUGAAGCAGAGGCUGUUCUGCUACAGGAACGCCAGGCCCUUGCCAAGAAGGAGCUUGAAUUGACCCAGGAGAAAGAGGCCCUAGAGCUGAAGACAAAGGUCGCAAAAGCACGAGCCAAGGAGAAGGCCUACCAGGACCACUCCCUCGUCAAACCUGUAGAUGUACAGGAUGUUCGUGUCCGUGAUGAGUCAUGGAAGUCAAGCCUCAAUCCGGACAUACCUCCCUUCAGGCCUAGAAUGCCAAGUCUGAUGUGCCAUAGUACGCCAACGCAAGAAUCACCUGUCACACGAGAGGUAAAGUUUACCGAUGGUCCUGUAUUUAGACAACCCACAUCAAGCCGCCCAGCUGGCAGUGAUGGAGCGUGCCAUCAACAUCAAGACGGAUGCCAAUUAUCAGAAGUAUCGAAUAUCACAACAACAGAGUCUGACACGCAUCACAAUAGUAGGCCUAAUGACACUUACCAGGUCAAGGAAGCAUGCUCACCAGGAAGUCAAGAUGUGAGUUUGGCUUUGUCAACUUUACCGGAUGCAUUGUUGCGAGUUCUCGACCAAGGGCAGAAGCAACAACAACUGCUUCUGGACACCUUACAGCUCCCCAAGGUUGACUUGAUGACGUUCGAUGGUGAUCCAUCGAAGUAUUGGAUGUUCAUCAGAGCAUUUGAACACUCUGUGGACAAACACACCCUAGAUGACAGUGUCAAACUUAGCAGGCUAUUGAGGUUCUGUACUGGCAAGGCCAGGCGAGUGAUAGAAAGCUGUGCAGUGAAAGAGCCUGCUGCAGGCUAUAAGUUAGCCAGGAGCCUAUUGAAGGAUAGGUUUGGUAACGAUUUCGUAGUGUCCCAAACUUGGGUGGACAAGAUAACAAAUAGGAAACCCAUUAGGGCCUCUGAUCCGGAAGCUUUAAGGGAUUUGGCCGAUGACCUGCGGAAUUGUGUUGAAACAUUGACAUCUAUGGGUAGGCUAGAUAGGCUUAAUGAGAACAGCCUAGUUCAAAUAAUCGAAAGAUUGCCGCUGUACUUACAAAAUAAGUGGAAGGGGGCAGCCUACAAAAUAAGGCAGGAAGCAAGAUCACCUUCCAUUCAAGAUAUGUUGUGGUUUGUCUCGAAGGCAGCAGACGAGGCAAAUGAUCCAGUUUUCGGGAAAUGUGGUCUGAAAGAUGCCAAAGAUGACACCAAGAAGCCAAAGGACUUUAGGACAAGAUCAUCAGGAAAAUUUGGACCUGCAUCCUUUGGUACCCAAGUAGAUGACGACAAGAAAGGUAAUAGAAGUUGCCCAGUGUGCCAUGAGGCCCAUCUGCUGUACUUGUGCAGUAAGUUCAAGGCCAUGAAACCCCAAGAGAGGAUGUCAGUUGUUCGCCAGGAAAGAGUAUGUCUGAACUGCCUAACUCCAGGUCAUUUUGUGGCUCGAUGCACGAGGACGAUGACGUGUGGGGUCAGUGGUUGUACCUUGAAGCACAACAGACUUCUCCACAUAGAUAAGCCACCAAAGCCCAAGCCUCCUGAGAUUGGUGCCAAGAAAGUUGAAGAUGCGGUGAAGAAACCAGAGGGAACAUCUUCAUCAAGUCAUGUCACUGGGGCCGGUAGGACACACGUGAUGUUGCCAGUUGUUCCAGUAAGAGUCAGGGGACACGAUGGUGGUAAGUUUGUAGAAACGUACGCUUUAUUGGACAGUGGAUCAACAACCACUUUCUGUUCUGAGAGCAUUGUUAGAGAGUUAGCUUUAGCAGGAACAAUGUCUACUAUGGAGCUGACCACCCUGGAAAAUGAUCGUAAAUCGGUAACUACCUUUGAGUACAAACUAGAAGUAACGGACCCUCACGAGAAGGAGACGAUUGCACUGCCAAAGGUGUUCACCAGGCCAACUCUGAAUAUAAAUCAAGGUGUGGUCGUACCCAAAGAUCUAGAAGAUUGGGGACACCUUCAAGACCUGGAUUUGCCAGUUGUAGAUAGUCACCGGAUCGAGCUGUUGAUUGGCCAAGAUGUACCCGAAGCGCUGAUACCACUCGAGGUGAAGAGAGGUGAGAUCGGAGCACCAUAUGCCAUCAGGACUGCUUUGGGAUGGACCCUUAACGGACCAAUUGACUCACAUAACCAGUGUCACAUGGUUAAUGUCACAACCACCGUCAGUGACCUAGGACUGCAGAAGCAGGUAGAAAAGCUAUGGAAGUUGGAAAACGUAGGGGGAGAUGACCAAGGCAUGUCAGUAAAUGAUCGCAAGGUGAUCUCUCUGUGGGAUAAGUCCAUCCAGCACAAAGACGGCCACUAUGUUCUGCCCAUCCCAUUCAAGGCUACAGAUCCAAGUCUGCCAGACAACCUCAUCAUGGCGAAGCGGCGAUUGGAACAUCUUGGGAGGAGGCUGCAAAAGGACCUGGACCUUCACCGGAAGUACACGGCGGAAAUAGAUCUUCUACUAGAAAAGGGGUAUGCAGAAGAGGUCCCACGAGACGAAAUUAGUCGGAGAGAUGGCGGUGUAUGGUAUCUGCCACAUCAUCCGGUACUGAACCCUAAGAAGCCAGAAAAGACCAGGAUAGUGUUCGAUUGCGCUGCAAGAUUUCGAGAAACGUCACUGAAUGAUCGAGUGCUCCAAGGUCCCGAUCUUACAAAUAAGUUGGUGGGUGUCCUGAUAAAGUUCAGACAGGAACAUGUUGCCUUCAUGGCGGACAUAGAGGCAAUGUUCCACCAAGUUGAAGUCGUCAAGAAUGAUCGCGACACACUACGCUUCCUGUGGUUUGAAGAUGGAGAUAUAUCAAAGGACCCAAAUGUCUACAGAAUGACUAGGCACCUUUUUGGAGGUGUUUGGAGCCCCAGCUGUGCCAAUUAUGCUCUGAAAAGGACAGCAAGAGACAACGAAGCCCACUUCAGCCUUGAAGCAAAGGAGACGGUGGAGCAGUGCCAUUACGUGGAUGACUGCUUGAAAUCGGUCCCUGCUGAAGCAGGAGGGAUUAAAUUGGCACACGAGGUAUGUAAGCUGCUGGCCAAGGGUGGUUUUCGUCUGACGAAAUGGAUCAGCAACAGCAGGGAGCUACUCAAGACAUUGCCUGCAGCAGAAUUGGGGAAAGGGGUAAGGAACCUUGACCUAGACAAAGAUGGACUGCCGACAGAGAGGGCGCUUGGGAUGUUAUGGGAUGUGAGUGAAGACACCUUCCGACCCAGCAUCAGCAUACAAGACCGUCCUCCCACCAAACGAGGGGUCCUCAGCAUUCUGAGCUCCGUCUACGACCCGCUUGGUUUGGUAAGCCCUUACGUCCUUUUGGCAAAGAUCAUAUUCCAGGACCUUUGCCGGAGCAGUAUUGGAUGGGACGACAACAUGCCGGAUAGCCACCUAGAGCAAUGGAGAAGAUGGUGUGAUGAUCUUCGGAAGUUAGAGAGGUUUAAGGUCCCUCGCUGCUUGAAGUCGAAAGGUUUGGGACCCUUGGUGCACAACACACUACAUCACUUUUCAGAUGCUUCCGAGAGAGGUCUAGGCGCUGUCACAUAUCUCAGAACAGAAGAUGCUGAUGGUGAAGUUCACUGUGCCUUGGUGAUGGCUAAGGCGAAACUGGCUCCAAUAAAGGCAACCACGAUCCCAAGGCUGGAGCUAGCUGCGGCAGUAGAAUCGGUGAAACUGGACAAGGUGAUCCGGAAGGAAUUAGAAAUUCCCAUUCAUGCUUCAGUCUUCUGGACUGACAGCAUGAUAGUCCUACAUUACAUCGCGAACGAAGAGAAGCGCUUCCAGACCUUUGUUGCAAAUAGGGUUGCAAAAAUACAUGAAAGUUCAUCCCCUUCUCAAUGGAGACACGUGGAUACAGAUACAAAUCCUGGAGAUGACGUAUCACGAGGCCUGACAGCGGAUGAACUGAUUACAAACAAGAGGUGGUUGUAUGGGCCAAGCUUCCUAUGGCUCCCGGAGUGUGACUGGCCGCAGACACCAGCUAUAAACAUACAAGAAGACGACAGCUUCAAGUUGGAGGUGAAGGUCCAAACAAAGGUUUAUGCAACGGAUAAACUAGAGGGAGCAACAGCCAAGGGUGAUGUAAUCAAGCGCCUCAUAGAAAGACACUCCAGUUGGAGCAAGCUCAAGAAGUCGGUAGCAUGGAUCUUGCGAGCUAAGACGAUGCUACGAAACAAGGCCAGGAAUCGCCAACACAAUGGUGUUGGUGUCGUGCCCAUUGAGUCAGGUAGUAUAAAGAUACCAGAGCUGAGGAGGGCAGAGAUUGAGAUAGUCAAGUUUGCACAAAGGGGUAUGAAUCAAGACACUAAAGCCAGGUCAAAUCCAAUACGUAAACUCAAACCGAUGAAGGAUGAAAACGGAGUAGUGUGUGUGGGCGGCCGUCUCAACAAUGCCAUGCUUUCCUACAGGGCGAAGCACCAGAUGAUCCUUCCCAAGAGACUCCACGUGGUAGAACUAAUCAUCAGUCAUUAUCACAAGAUCACGGGACACUCAGGGAUUGAGCGAGUUCUUACUGAGAUUCGACAAAGGUUCUGGAUCGUCAAGGGGCGGGCUGCAGUCAGAAGGGUAAAUCUGAGGUGCACACAUUGCCGGAAGUGCAAUGCAAAGCCAAUGAAGCAGCAAAUGGCAGAUCUACCGUCAGAUAGGGUGAACCCACCAAAGGCGCCAUUUACAUAUGUGGGACUGGAUUACUUCGGACCAUUCCAAGUGAAGAUGGGAAGAGGAAGGAAGAGAGCCAAAAGAUAUGGCUGCAUCUUUACAUGUCUGACAUCUAGAGCUAUUCAUUUAGAAGUCGCGGGAUCCCUAGACACGGAUGCGUUCAUCAACGCACUGCAGCGCUUCAUUAGCAGAAGAGGCCGACCUGAAAGGAUUCGGUCGGACAAUGGUACGAACUUUGUCGGGGGCCGAAAAGAGUUGAAGCAAGCCUUGGCAGAGUGGAACCUGCAGCAUAUUGAGAGCUACAUGCAGCAGCAAGACAUUGAUUGGACAUUUAACCCCCCAGCGGCAUCUCACAUGGGAGGAAGUUGGGAAAGGAUGAUACGGUCAGUAAGGAAGGUGAUGUCAGGGAUAUUGAAGGAGCAGGUACCUUCCGAGGACGGACUCACAACGCUGAUGUGUGAAGUUGAGGCCAUUAUAAAUGGACGCCCCAUCACCAGACUGUCUGAUGAUCCAGAAGACCUGGAACCAUUGACCCCGAAUCAUCUGUUGCUUCUGCGCAGAGGACCAACAUUACCACCAGGGCUCUUCGUGAAGGACGACCUUUACAGCAAACGACGAUGGCGGCACGUACAAUACCUUGCCAAUCUCUUUUGGAAAAGAUGGACCAAGGAGUACCUUCCAUCUUUACAAGAACGCCAGAAAUGGCUGCAAGACGAAAGAAAUGUCAAGAUAGAUGACAUAGUCCUCAUUGUUGACAACAACAUGCCUAGAAAUGCCUGGUCACUAGGUCGCGUGAUUGAGGUAUAUCCAGGAAAUGAUAACCGUGUCAGAGCAGUCAAGGUUAGAACCCAACAUACACAACUGGUUAGACCUGUCAACAAACUGUGUUUGAUUGAACCUGUAGAGGACACUGAUGAAGUUGAAAAUCGGAUCAAGUAG